Esox lucius (northern pike) is the source of this 7056-nucleotide messenger RNA. RefSeq names its product OTU deubiquitinase 7B (gene otud7b). Bases 536 to 3307 code for a protein of 923 amino acids. Gene Ontology annotation, cellular component: cytoplasm; nucleus. The transcript is spliced from 12 exons. Gene Ontology annotation, biological process: protein K48-linked deubiquitination; protein K11-linked deubiquitination; protein K63-linked deubiquitination. The record is from RefSeq and is a predicted model, not a curated record. Lineage: Eukaryota; Metazoa; Chordata; Actinopteri; Esociformes; Esocidae. Gene Ontology annotation, molecular function: K63-linked polyubiquitin modification-dependent protein binding; zinc ion binding; cysteine-type deubiquitinase activity.
GCAUCCGAUCAGCAUCCAAUCAUGUGCUUCACUCUUUCCUUCCCAUUUGACGUUCCUAGAACUUCGGACCUUUCAGUCAAAAGGUUGGUGUGAUCAUUCGCGUUUCGGUCGUCAGUCGUCGUCAAUCUGUUCUAUGAUUGGCAGGCAACAGAAUUUGCCUGCCUUAGCUGGGCGGGUUCAAAAGCGCUCCUUGUUUGACGUUGUUGUUGUAGCAAGCUAGCUAAGUAAGAAAUUACUUUUUCGUUUAGUCCUGUUUUGGAUUCUGUAGACUUCUUCGUCAGUACUAACUCGAAAACAGAAACCAUAGGUCUAACAAACAGAGGAGGUUCUAACAAUAUUUGUCAAGAGGGAGGACUAUUAUGGGACGAUGAAAGACAUCUGCGAGGCCGCUUAAGGUGUGGCUGGACGUGUAAGGCAAGGUGAAGAGCCCCCCCCCCCCCCCUUCCCCUUGGUCCAGUGGUCUUGUCGGGGAGGGCAGAUUCCCUGGAUUUUCUCUGCCCAGAUGCCCCCCGCCUCCCUGUAAAUUCAUGAUCACAUGACCUUGGAUAUGGACGCAGUCCUGUCCGACUUUGUCCGUUCCACUGGAGCUGAACCGGGACUGGCCAGAGACCUGCUAGAGGGGAAGAACUGGGAUCUCACUGCCGCCCUCAGUGACUUUGAGCAGCUGCGACAAGUGCAUGCUGGGAACUUGUCGUACUCUUUUGCUGAGGAGAGGACCUACCCAGCCUUGGAGAAAGACAUGGCCCGGGUGGGCCGACCCCUUCUCCAUCGUCAAGACGAUGUGGUACAAGCCACAGAGAAGCGCCUAUCGAGGGGUAUCUCCCAUGCAAGCUCCACCAUCGUGUCUCUGGCUCGGUCUCAUGUCUCCAGUACCGGUGGCAGCAACAGCGAGCCCCUUCUGGACACCCCUCUGUGCACCUUCCAGCUGCCUGACCUCACUGUGUACCGGGAUGACUUCCGCGGCUUCAUCGAGAGGGAUCUCAUCGAGCAGUCGAUGAUGGUGGCCUUGGAACACGCCGGCCGACUCAAUUGGUGGACACGAGUGGGACCGAACUGUCAGAGUCUGUUACCUCUGGCAACAAGUGGGGAUGGGAACUGCCUGUUACAUGCCGCCUCAUUGGGUAUGUGGGGCUUCCAUGACCGUGACCUGAUGCUGCGGAAGUCUCUCUAUGCAUUGAUGGACCACGGCCAGGAGAGGGAGUCCCUGAGACGCAGGUGGAGGUGGCAACAGACCCAACAGAACAAAGAGUCUGGUCUGGUAUACACUGAGGAGGAGUGGCAGAAGGAGUGGAAUGAGCUGUUAAAAUUGGCCUCUAGUGAACCCAGGAUACACUACAGCACCAAUGGAAGCAAUGGGACGGAGUCGUCCGAGGAGCCUGUGUACGAGAGCCUGGAGGAGUUCCACGUUUUCGUCCUGGCCCAUGUCCUGAGGAGACCCAUAGUGGUGGUGGCCGACACCAUGCUCAGGGACUCUGGAGGAGAGGCGUUUGCCCCCAUCCCGUUUGGUGGGAUCUAUCUGCCCCUGGAGGUGCCAGCUGCCAAGUGCCAUCGAUCUCCACUAGUACUGGCAUACGACCAGGCCCACUUCUCUGCCCUGGUGUCCAUGGAGCAGAAGGACAACACCAAAGAGCAAGUGGUGAUCCCUCUCACUGACUCGGAACACAAGAUGCUGCCUGUGCACUUUGCAGUGGAUCCUGGGAAGGACUGGGAAUGGGGCAAGGAUGACACGGACAACGUCAUGUUGGCAAGUGUGGCACUGUCCCUGGAGGCCAAGCUCCAGCUGCUACACAGCUACAUGACAGUCACCUGGCUGCCCCUGCCUUGUGAGGUACAGCAGGCUCCCUUGGCCCAGCCUGAAUCCCCCACGGCGUCUGCGGGAGAGGACGCCCGGACCCCUCCGGACUCGGGAGAAUCUGACAAGGAGUCAGUCAGCAGCAGUUCCAACGGCCACGAAACCACGGCGACGCCGGCCGCUCCUGCGGGGGGAAGGGUGUCGGCUAAGAACAGCUCCUCCUCCUCCUGUAGCUCAUCCAGUAACAGCUCAACAGUGACGACAGGGAUGGGGACGAUGGGGAAGGAGAAGUCCAAGAAAGACAAGGACAAGAAGAGGGCAGACUCUGUGGCAAACAAGCUGGGCAGCUUCGGCAAGAGCCUGGGCAGCAAGUUAAAAAAGAAUGUGGGCGGGCUGAUGACCGGGAAGAAUGCAGGCGUGGGCGGGGCCAAGCAGGAGGGCACGGAGAAGAAGAAAGGUUCGCUGAGGGGAAGGAAGGGAAGCAAGGACAGCUCACCUUCUGCCCAUGCCUCCGAGGACUCUGGGAAGGGCUCGCCGUCGUCUGGCAGUGAGCAUCAGAAUGGCACAGGUGGCGGAAGCAGCGAGAGUGACCCCUACAAGUACAGCACUGAUGUCAAGGUGAGCCUGGGCAUCCUGCGGGCCGCCAUGCAGGGCGAGAGGAAGUUCAUCUUCGCCGGCCUGCUCACCACCAGCAACCGCCAGCCCUUCCAGGAGGAAAUGAUCCAGCGCUACCUGAGCGACGCGGAGGAGCGCUUCCGGGCUGAGCAGGAGCAGCAGCGGAGGGAGGUGGAGCGAAAGGGGUGCACCAACGGCGUCCAGCAGCUCAAGGAGGCGACGGCGACCCCCGAGGUGGGCUACCGCAGCUACGAACCGACAGAGGAGGCCGCCGAGAGCUCGCCUCCCGCCAGUCGUCUGAAGUCGUCGUCGUUCAGUCCUCCCCUGUAUUCCGGCGUGGUCCCCAUCCCCCGGGCGACCCUUGUGGACCAGCCGCCCUCCCUGGCUGCUGCCCCGCUCACCCAGCACUUGCACAUGCACGGCUACGCAGAGACACGGCGCCAGCUAGCGGGCGGCUCCCCGGCCUCGUCCUACCCCGGCCUGCCCUCCUACGCCACACUCCCCCGGCACUGCCCCGUGGCGCAGGGCCCCCCUCAGCCCCAGUAUCACCCCCCGCAAGCGCCCCAUAGCCCCUCUCGCCUCACACCCUCCUCCUUCACUCCCUCCUACUCCCCGGAGCACGGCUCCCCAGACUACCCCCCCUUGGAGCCCGUCGGCGGGGGCUACACUAACGGAUUCCGGGACAUGCGCUCCAGCCUGGAUGUUCCUCGCAAUGGGCCCCCCCCGGUCAGGCACUACUCCCUGGGCAGCGCCGGAGGCCUGGCCAGCCUUCAGUCCAGUCGCUGCCGGACGCCCAGCUGCAACUACUACGGUCACCCCGAGACGGGCAACUACUGCUCCUGCUGCUACCGAGAGGAGCUGAAGAGGAGGGAAACGGAUCCGGCCAUCCACAGGUUCUGACCGACUGUCCAGGACUGACUCUUUGUCUCCUGCUAUAGGGCCAUACAGAGCCUGGACCUCUCCUUCCAUCUCAACGCAUCACUUCCUGCUCUAAAUGCAACACUGUAUGGCGUGUGUCCUAGAUAGGAUGAAUACAGUGACUUGAUAGGCUGGAGAGGACGCAUGUGGUAGUCAAUAGGACUGUGCACUUCUGUUACAUUUGCUGUGGCUCUUAUGCAGGUGCUGUUUGUGUGUGAGCGUGUGCGUACGUCCGUGUGCGCAUGUGUGUGUGUGAACUGCAGGCUCCCCUCCAUUUUGUCCAUUUGACUCGCAACUGUCUCCUCCUGUUGGAGGGAAUGUAUAUGGCAGGCAAUACACACUCAGUUUCAUGCACAUUACACACACCCAAACUACCACACUACACAAGUACAGCCAGAAACCGCUAAAUAAUCUCUCCAUUUAAGAUGUGGAAUCAUUUGAUCGUAUUAAAUUGUUGAUAUUUUAAAAUGUGAAUGAACCCUCAGAUGUCCAGGUAGUCCAUUCAACCAGAGGGUUAAGGAAUGGCCAAUGGCAUAGCUGGAAAUGUGGCCACGUGUGACUUGGGAAAGAACAGAGCUUUUUCCUAAUGAGUGAAUGAGUUGCAUUUGCAUGGAUCCUCACUCCUACUAGAAAUGAAAAGGACAGUAGUGUUGCAGUAGUUGCUGCUGUGGUACUGCUAAUGGACCAGAAUUCAACAGUGCCCCCUAUCAACGCAAACAACUGGCAAAACAGCUAGGCCUUUCCACCGUCAAUAUUAGCAUUUAUGGAGAUCCUAUCUAAAUUCAGAACUAGUGAUUUUUGAGAAGUUACAGAAUUAGAAACAUUGAAACUAUAUUGUGUCCAGGUGUUAGUCAAGUACAUUUUUAGUGGAAUAUUUAGGUGAAAUGUGUCACCCAGCAUCAGUUAUUGGAUCCACAGUGGAGGACUGUAGUAGAUAUUCUAUAUAGCUGUUAUGAUUUGUCUUCCUCUUUUAUAUCCGUUGUAAAAAUGACAUUAUAAUAUGCUGGUAUUUUUAAGUUAAUCCAGCACAACUAAACUGCCUUUUAUAACACAAACUCCCCUUACAUUUUACAUUCAUUAGCGUCAAGACCUCAAUGUAAUCAACACAUUGCAAAAUCAACAAAUAAUUAUUGUCCACUGACCUUUUCAGUGACGACGUCUCGUGGCGUCGCCAUAAUAUAUUUUAUGGAAUAUGUUAUGGACUCUUCAUUACUAUAAUCUAUGGCAAACCCUAACCUCCUGGCGAAAUGGAACCCUGCAUCAAUAUGAUUUAUACCAAAUUGGAUUGUUCAGCCCAACUCUCCUCUGAGUCCUGUUGAGGGCGUGGUGGUGAUUCCCAACAAGUGACUGCCCCCCCCCCCAUCAUUUAACCUCUUUCUGCACAAUUUCAAGCACUUUCCUAAUGUCCAUAGACAUUUUGUUCAAGUUUUAAAGGUAUCUGACUGUUAUGUUGUCCUUAGGUCCUGUCAGAACUGUAGACACUGCCACUUUGACUGGCGGUAUGAGCUAGAACACCCUCUAAGGACUCGAGUCACCAGUGGUACAGCUUUGUGUCAGCAGUGUUGCAGUUUAACUCUAUUUCCUAGUUGCCUUUUCAGUCUUUUGUCCUUGUGGCAUUACAGUCUUGUUUGUAUGUUUUACAAAAUAUACAUCAGGUGUAAAUUACUCCUUUUCUCUGCUAGUUCCACUUCUCCUGGUAUUUUGUCCCCUACUCUGUGUAAAGCCUUUGUGUAACUACUUACAUUUUAUCCCGAGCAUGGAGUCAUUGUUCAAAGAUACAACAAAGCAAUUUAGAGAACAAAUGUACAAAAAAUAAAAUAAUACUUUCUGGAGAUUGAAGUUCUCCUAAGGUGAACAUAUCAAAUUUCUGAUACGCCGUCUUUGACGUUGCUUCAGAUCUUUUGCAGUCAGAAAUUGAUUGUUGUCCUCAAAUCACAACUAUAUACAUUAUUUGUCAUCUAUGCUGUUUUAUUACCAAUGAGCCAUGUGAAUAUCAUGGAGACCAAUCUUUUUUUGUGAACAAGCGAAUAGAAGUCUCAGAGAGCUUGCUCUUCCUGACUGUAUCAGCUUUAUAAACAUCAGCCAUUCAGUCUUUUCACUUGAAGCACAAUAGCCAGAGAAUAUCUGUAUGCAAUUCACUGCCUUGCCCAAUGGAUGGCGCCCUUGUAUUUUUAAUUCAUGUUCCUGGAAACAUCCUUGCCCUAGUUAACCAAAACCAAAAGUACAAAAGAGGAGUAUCAUUAAUGUAGGAUAAUAAUUUCAAGGGUACUAAGAAAAUUAGGAUUUUUUUCUGUAACAUUUGACUUUUGAGAGGUAGUUUGAACAAACAGCUCAAAAUAGUGCUUCAUGACUAUGGUAGUAUGUGCAUCUUGAGUUGGAACCAACCAUCCUCCACAAUAACCUUAUGCUAUAUCCCAAACAAAAUGUCUGUGUGAUGUGGGUGCGCAUGUAGGUUCUUGUGUGUGUGUGUGUGUGUGUGUGCUUGUGUGUGUUGAUUUGUGUUUGUGCGCUUACGCUGUAUGAAAGCUCUAAUAAGGCACAAGCAGGAGAGGAUCUUAUUGAAAAGAUGAUGGCUAACUCUAAGAAAUGGGUGUAUGACCCCAUCUAAUGUAAUGUUAGCUUACAUCAACAGCUCUAUUUUGAAAAGAAUGGACGGCUUACAGAAAACAUCUUGAACAUUGACUUGCAGACUGCAAACAUUUUUGUAUUGAAAAAAAAAGACAAUGAGAGGUUGUAUAUGUUCAAGUUAUUUUUGUAAACCAGAAGUUUUACAGUGUUUUUAAAGAAACGAAUGUAAAAGAGUGGAAGAUGAGCUUGGUAGAUCCUGGGUUUGUUUAGUAUUCAGUAUUUACCUGAAUGGACAUUUUGGCUGUUAAGGUUGAUCACAAAGGAGCCUCCUAAACUCAAAGGUUUCUCGUUAGCAAACUAGUUUCCUCAUUGCUGACCUGACAAAAUUAUAUGAUUUGAGAAAAUAUAUAUUUAUAGUAAGAUUUUUUUUCAGAAGUUUCCUUUUGGAAUAUUUAGUUGAAGCUUUUAAGAUGUUCUUUCUUACAUGGCUAAUUGUCAAGCAGACUGGCUUAUGUUUUAUUGGAUUUGUAAUUUUGUUUACAAUGUUGAUGUUUUUUUUAUCACCACCAAUUCAUGCAAUGCUAACACAUUACAGUAAUGAUUCAAUAUUUGACUGGUGGUGUUGUCAAACUAAGCUCUUGCUGCAAUCUGUUCCCUCAGAAUAGGAUGCUUUGGAUUUGUUUUACAAAGUAAUGGAUCUAAUAUUUUUAUAUUGUACAUUUUCUCUCAUUUCUAUGGGACAGAAUCAUCAUCAGCAACACGAACAUGGGAUACUGUAGUUGCAUGGGACUGGAACUGCUGCAUGUAAAUGGCGAUCCAUUUAACCAAAUGUGUGCAUUAUUUUGAGUUGAUUUGGGCUGUCAUGGUUUUCUGGCCUGUUUUAUUUUGUCUUUCCAUGUUUGGAGAGCAGGCCCCAGGCUGUGUGACAGUGCAAUCUGGAUGGAAAGAACAUCUGAUUUGAAGGUAGUAUUUCUUCUUUUUUUUUUUUUUUUUUUUGCACUGUUUGAAUAAAUUCUCAUUGUAUUUCAACAACAUAGUGGCAGUCAAUGUUUGACUUUGGGGGGACUGUUUAUUGUACUUUUUGGAUGUAUAAUCAUUAUGGAUGAAAGAUAUGAAUUGGUAUUUAUCUUCAGUUGGAAUGUAUUAAUGUAUAAUAGGGCUUG